UGUGUGUGUGUGUGUGUGUGUGUGUCAGUGAGGGGAGGGGAGGGGCGCUACAUCACGACUCUAGUCUGUACAGGCGGAGAGGCAGAACUCAAAUGGUUGUAGUAGUGGAUACCCAAGGGUACAUAGAGAGGUGGGGAGUGAAGAGAGGGAGGGAAAGAGUGUGUGAAAGAGAGAGAGAAAGGGGAGGAGUGGUCUUUCUCUGCCGGUCUGUGAGCACACUGGGACUCUGUGUGUGUGAGUGAGUGUGGUGUGCCAGAGGGAGUGUGUGUGUGUGUGUGUGUGUGUGAGCACUGUGGGCAGAGUCAGUGCCUUGCCUCCUUCUCUUCUCUUCCUCUCCUCCACUCUCAAACGCGGGACUCAGCUCUGUUCCCUGUGGUCGGGGUGCCGGCAGCCCGGCUCUCUCUCUCUCGCUCUCUCUCUCUCUCUCUCUCACACACUCUCACACACCUGGAACAAUGGUGUUCAUCGGCACCACGCUCAAAUCGGUCAUCAAGUACUUCAAGAAAAAGGCCGUGUCCAGCCUGGACGAUGAGAGCAAGUGGACGGUGCACUACACGGCCCCGUGGCACCAGCAGGAGAACGUCUUUCUGCCCGGCACCAGGCCCCCGUGCGUGGAGGACCUGCACAAACAGGCCAAGGUCAACCUGAAGACCGCCCUCAGAGAAUGCGACAAGCUGAGGAAAGAUGGCCUCCGCAGCUCGCAGUACUACUCCCAGGACCCGGCCUUCUCCUCCUCCAGCCUGUCGGAGAGCAUCCACAGCCGUCCUGAUGCCGAGGAGAGGGAGAAGAAGUCCGCAGGCUCCUCCCCCGACGAGGAGAGUCUGGUCUACAUUCGUCCGCACACGCCGCUGAUCGAGGACGUGACCGACGAUGACAUCAGUGGCCACACUUACUGGAACCAGUCCUUCCCCCUGCCCACCCCAGAGGAGAAGAUGAGGCGGGCGGCCCAGUCUGUGGUCACCGACGUCAUCCCUAUCAACAUCACAGGCGAGAACUUUGACCGGCAGGCCAGCUUCCGGCGCUCCCUCGUAAACACUGACACUGUGAUCAGGCGACCCAAGAAGGUCAGGAGGAGAAAGACUAUUACGGGGGUGCCUGACAACAUCCAGAGGGAACUAGCCCCACAAGGGCAGGAUGACGGCAGAGCCCACUCCAUGUACCUCCCCGGUCAGUACUCCUCUCUCGGCCGCACCGGCAGCAUCAACUCCACCCUGCAGCACUCGCUGAAGCGAGACUCCAGCUGCCAGACGGAGGAGGUGAAGAUUGUCCAGCCAUCUGUCCGGCGGAUCCGCGCUCAGAGAGGGCAGGGCAUCGCUGCUCAGAUGGCCAACAUCUCCACUUCCUCCUCCGGGAGCCUCUCAGCCAUGAGCGACUGCAAUGGGCUUGUGUUCACCCCCCAGCACACCAGUAGCGACCAGGGCUUCCACAGCCUGCCUCGCCCAGGGACAACGAGAGGGACCUCGCAGUCGGAGCCUGGUAACUACGCAACCAAUCAUUACCGAAUGACCAACGGCUCGUCCCAUUCACUGCCACAUCCGGUAGAGGUCAAGCAGGCCAACGAUCGCUCCCUGCAUCUGACUGCCUCUCUGAAGACCAAUGGUUUGCCCAGCCCCAAGUUCCAAGGCUACCAGAGCGAGCAACCAAUCACCUCCUCCUCGGACUUUGCGGGACAUUUCAACGGGACCACUUCUCUCAGUGCCAACGGUCUGAUGCUUGCUCCGUCAGACUUUGAGGGUCCCCUCUACGAGAAUGGAGGCUACCACAUACAGUCUAUGGAGCCCUUGCCAGUCGAUAGACCACCGAGCACGGCUGAGUCGUCCCGUUGCCAGUCGGCCGCCUCCAUCUCCACAGGUGCCAACACUGAGACGGACUCCCAGUGCAGCACGCUGGACGGCCAGAACUGCAGCAGCCCCAGCUAUACACGGCGUGAGUCCAGCAGCAGCACCCAGAGCUGCGGCACCAUCACCUCUGACCCAUGGGGCUACGACAACAUCUCGCCCCCCAAGCACGACCUCACCUCCACCUGUUCCUCGCCUGUGAACCACAUCUACAGCAGCUCGGAGCAUUCUCCCAACAAGACCGACUCAAGCUCGCUGUACUCAGUGGACAACGAGGGGUACUACACCUCCAUGCGGCUGGACUCGGGGCUAAAGUCACACAGCCACAGCUGCAUCAACAGGGCAGAUAAGGCCAGGCACAACAUUUAUGAGUGCCGUAAGCACCACAGCCAGGACGACCGCAUAAGCCUUGGGAGUAACAAGUCACUCACGAGGAGCAUCUCCCUGCGCAAGGCCAAGAAGCCCCCUCACCCUCCCGCUCGCACUGACUCCCUGCGACGCAAGUCUGCAAAGGCACAGCACCUGAGCGAGUCAGUUCUGAACGAGAAGCUGAUCUCAAGCCUGCAGCAGUCGCUGCAGAUGAGGAGCCAGAGUGCGUCGAUCACGACCCAGAGCCUCUGCAGCGACUUCGAAGACCCUUGGGUGCGGCGGCCCAGGAGCCACAGUAACAUUAGCGUGGCCAGCAGUGGGAUGUCGGCCCCCGCCGCCAUGUGUCCGGUCACACCACCACCACCACACAGCGACAACAGCAGCCAGCGCUCCGACUACACAGAGUCUUGGGAUUUCUGCUCGGAAUAUCAAGGGCCUAGAUCAGAGAAAGGACUGUCUCCUAUUGGCCGAUCGUUAAGCAAUGGCAUGACUGAUGAAGGCCUGACCAAUGGGGAUAUGAGUCAUUCUGCCAUGACCAAUGGUGUGCUGAGCAGUGAUGGCAUGACUAAUGGUCUCAUGACCAAUGGUCACAAGAUGUGCCUGCCUCUGGUUCACGUGAACACGGUCGAUGGGCCGAGAUCAAAGAUGACCUCUCCUGAAAAGAUCCACCGACUGACAUCCCCCUCUAGUGGCUACUCUAGUCAGUCGAACACCCCAACAGCAGGGACCCCCACAACUUCGGGAAUGAGGGCCAAGUCUCCGGGGGCUAGAAAGCCACCCAAGCCCAAGCCCAAAGUGCCAGCGAGAUCGUCCUCACUGCUGUCAUCUGUCUCUGUGUCCUCCUCGUCCACCUCUCUCUCCUCAAACACCUCUGAUACAGUCAAACUCCCCAUGCCACCACCUCCUCCGCCUCUCCCUGGCACCACUCCACCUCCCUCUCCCUCUGCCUUCGCCACCAACCCUUCCCCUCCGACCCCUAAAUGUGAUAGUCCUUCACCUCCUCUCACCCCUCUAGUGUCCGUCAAUGAAAAAGAUCAGACCUCUCCCCCAGUUUCUCCAGUAAUGGCAGAGAUGAGUACAGAAUCACUGAACUCGUCGCCAGGCUUUCCCUCCCCUCCGCCCCCAGUAGAGGUCACCCUGGAGUCUCCGUUGCUAUGCGGCAACACCUCCCCUCUCCCACCUCCACCUCCUCCUCUCCCUGCCAUGCCCUCACCAUCCAACCUUCCAACUCCACCUCCUCUGCCACCUUUAUUGGGUAUGGGACUUCCAACAGCCUCUGUUUUCAAAUUCAAGCCUGUGAAUGUCCCUGCUAAACCUGCGGAGCAUCCAGUGAACACAGAGAAGGCAACACCGCCGCCAAGUCCAGGGCACCUGGACGAGACAAUGUCGCCAAAACCUCUGAUCACAGCAGAGGCUCUGCAGAUGGUGCAGCUGCGAUCUGUCAAGAACCUCAAGAAGCUUGAAUACCAAGAUGAGGAAUCACCAACUUUGACUGCUGUUGAGAAACAAGAGCAGAAACAGGAUCAGGACUGUCAAAAGGUUCUAGAGUCAGAAGAACCUAAAACGUCAAUCAUCCCUGUUCCUAACCAGACCACAUGCUCAAGUCCGAUUGAGAAUGGAAUGGAUGUACCCCCAUCCCCAUUGAGGGAACCCAUGGUGAUUACAGACAGAUACAGUGCCCCUGAGCCUGUGGAAAAGGGAACGACCUGUAAUGGACAAUCUGAUGAUCACAUCCCAGAGAUCCUAUCCCAGGACGAGCCCACAGGCGAUUCGUCAGUGAAAUCAGACAAUAUACAGUCCCUUGAGGAUCAAAGUCCAUCUCCACCCUCCCCAACCACCCCUCGCAAGCAAAAGCCCCCCGUAUCUCCCAACAAGCCCAAACUCUCGCUGAUCGUUCCUCCACUUCCCUCUACGGCAUCCUUUGAGGUUGAGUGCAUGCAGGUGCUAAAUGCUAACGGCGCCAUAGCCGUCACCCCGGAUGACACUCCUCUGUUCGAGGUCACCGGCGGCCAGUGCUUCACCCUGCACCAGGAGGAGGGAGAGGACACCGACUCUGGGUGCUCCACACCCGUGCUGUCCACACUGAGGAGGGACUCGCUGAGCAGCGAGCUGUCUUCAGACGGGCUUCCUGGGGGGGCGCACCUCCAGGACCUAAUCAUUCAGGAGCAAGACCUUGGGCUGAGCGACGAGAGGAGCACGUCGGACGAGGACGACCAGGCCCCGGGCUCCACCUUGGGAUCCAUGGGCUCCAGGGAGGAGCAGCCAGGCGUGGUUCCUGACUCCCACACCAGCAGCCCUGCACGGGAAGCCGGCACCAACGGAGAGGCGCACGGAGAUAUGGUGACCCCGGCACGCCCCCGUACCACCGAAGAUCUCUUUGCCGUCAUACAUAGGUCAAAGAGGAAAGUUCUGGGCCGUGGCGACGGUGAGGAGGACCGUUGUCGCGGCAACGUCCUCCUUCCCUCCCCCUCCCCCUCCCCUCCGGUGACCCCCACGGGCGUUCCCCCGGGUCACCACGCGUCCCUGUCCCUCCCGCGUCAGACGGGCUCCAUCCAGCGCGGCCUGCGUCGCUCCAGCACCAGCAGCGACAGCUUCAAGGCCCUGCUGCUCAAGAAGGGCAGCCGCUCCGAGGGCAGCUUCCGCAUGUCCGCCGCCGAGAUGCUCAAGUGCACCGACCCGCGAUCUCAGAGGACGCCGCAAAAAGACGUCUCUCCCUCCUCCUCCUCUUCAACGCCUUCAUCGCUGUCCCCUCCACCGUCCUCAUCCCCUUCCUCACCCUCCCAGGCAGUCCUGCCUCUGGUGGAGAACGGUGUUGGCUCGUCCUGCCUGUCUCCUGGGCGCAGUCGCCGCUCCUUGGCGGAGGAGUGGGCUCGGAGCUCAGAGCGCCUCUUCCCGGGCCUCUGCUCCUCAUCCCCCCCCUCCUCAUUGUCCAUCGUUGCCCCCGGCAAGUACGGUCGCUCCCGCACGCCCCCGUCGGCCGCCAGCAGCCGCUACAACGCCCGCGGCCGCAUCCCCAGCAGCCCCAUGACGGCCAUCUGCGAGAAGGAGGGCGAGCUAGCUGAGAUGAGUGACGGCUACGAGGACCAAUGGGAGAGCAGGACACUCGGACGACACCUGAACCCCUUCAGCCUGACCCUGAGCCCCAGCGCAGGACUGUGCAAGGGGGGCAGCACUUAGGAGAACGUGGACUGCACUGCAGCCACGGAAAGGGUGCUUUUAAAAACUCUUAGGGUUUAACCACGACUUCACUCUGGACCUCUAAACACCUCAUUUCUGACAUUUGUUUUCUUUUGAGAAACAGCUUGUGCAAGUGGAACACACGUGACUAAUGAGGCAUAUUCCCCUUCAACUCUUAACUGUCAUCCCUAUUUGUUCAACUACUUUCACUGUCUUCCGUUUCCGUCACAGAUAAUCGCCCCCCCCACCUCAAAGAAAGUUAUAACACUGUCCGACUUUUUCCAUGUGUAAUGUCCCUCAUAUGUUGAUGCUUGUUUUGCAGGUUGGGUGUUUUGGUACUUUUUAGGCUUCGUUUUGGCUGUGAUGAGUUGGAUUAUCGAAAAGGUUACAUGAGUGAGACCAGGGAGUGAUGGCGUUGAGUGGUCUGGGUUGGGUUGUGGUAGCAGGGGUAUAUAUUCAUAUACAGUUUGACUGGAGAUAGCACUUGGCUAACUGAAAGUUUGUGGGUGGUGACAUCUUCACGGUACUCUUGUCAAAAUCAUGUUUUAACGAGUUUACGAGUCGUGUGUCAAGAAUGGGAUACUUUAUGCUGUGAAGAGAUGCCCAUAAGUGGGAGGGGAAAGUUACAUUGCUGGGUAGAGAAUGUGAAUGACGGAUUCAAGGAAGGACUCUUUGGCGGGGGAUUUGUGGAGAAGCUUCUAGAGCUUUCGUUUCAGAUUGUAGAUUUGCACUAUAUUACUGUUUUAUUUCUGACGUGUGCCGUUGUGUACAACAAUCAUUGAUUUGAGUGGGGAUUCAGUGAAGCAGUUGAGCUUCUGAAUACCAUUGAGUUUUAUUAAAGGUAUUUUGUAGCCAUGUGGCUAGAUCAACUGACCUGAUGUCUGAGAGGGAAAAAAUGACAUGCAGUUAAAACGUAUGCUGUAUAUAUUUACCAAUAACAUUAAGCCCUAUUAUACUUCUAGACUUCUUUUCUAUCAUUGCCCAAAGUCAGUGCUUUGAUUUAUGAUAGCAUGUGGUUGCUAUGGACAUACCCACGAAUAAAGACAAGCAUUUAAAAAAUGAUAUUACCCGCAGGGGCAUAUCUUGUAAAAACAAUCAGUGCUUCAAUGAGAUUCACCCCACAACAUACACACACUCCCACAACUGACAUUCGAUUUUAUUACAAAUUGUUUUGUAAAUGAGUAGAACAAUGUCAAUAUCAAUGUGAAGCAACCACCAUGUCCUUUGUAAUGGACCUUGGAAAAAAAUUGAAUCCCAACUUUGUACAUUUUUAUAACUUUUAUUUUUAACAGGGGGAGUACUUUGUAGUGUUUCGCACACUGAGAACCCAGACAAUCCCAGUUAUAUAGAGUAUCUACAUAUGGUGGUCUGGGUGUGAGGAGUUAGAGAUACCCUGAGGUGAAGGCUGUUUGCUGACCCUAAGUUUAUCUCUGUAAUAAAUAAAACCAUGGUGUUAAUCAUG
Clupea harengus (Atlantic herring) is the source of this 6846-nucleotide messenger RNA. RefSeq names its product NHS-like 1a (gene nhsl1a). The record is from RefSeq and is a predicted model, not a curated record. Gene Ontology annotation, biological process: cell differentiation. NCBI's taxonomy places the organism in Eukaryota, Metazoa, Chordata, Actinopteri, Clupeiformes, Clupeidae.